AUGAAAGUUUACAACUGUUUCUUACAGAAGGCGGAGCGCUAUGGUGCUAUUAAAAGUAAAACAGCAAUUAUUCCGAAAGGCUAUGAAGUAAAACAUUUCAGUUUGUGGGAGCCGGAUUACCUAGUACUUGCUAAAACGAAAACACCGGAGUACGAUGAAAUUAAUGUUCAAAUCAAAGGAUUUGAUUUUGCUGUACUUGAAAAGUUUCAAAGUUUAAUUCAUAGAAUUGCUAAGCAAAUGUCAAUUGAUGUUACAGCUUCUUGGGCUUUUCCUUACCAACAUCUCAAAGUACAGACAUUUUAUGAAAACUCUAGUCAAAUAAAAACGGAAUACAAGUUAAAAUUAUAUGAAAGAAAUGUACAAAUCAUAGAUGCAAAAAGUCAUAUAAUGCCUCUAUUUUUAGAAACUCUAAUUACUGCCUGCCCCCCUGGUGUCAAAAUAAGUGUACAUGAGCAUACAAAAGAAAUAGAAGAUGCAAAAUAUGUACCUGAUUAUGACGCUAUUGAAUUACAAAAACAAGUAGAUGAAAUUGAAGCAAAGAAAAAGAAAAAAUAG
Pediculus humanus corporis (human body louse) is the source of this 555-nucleotide messenger RNA. RefSeq names its product mitochondrial 50S ribosomal protein 48, putative. Gene Ontology annotation, cellular component: mitochondrial ribosome. The transcript is spliced from 4 exons. The coding region runs from base 1 to 555 and encodes 184 amino acids. The record is from RefSeq and is a predicted model, not a curated record. Lineage: Eukaryota; Metazoa; Arthropoda; Insecta; Psocodea; Pediculidae.